GGUGACGACAGUUCCGUUAGCCCAGAGGUUGGGGAAGAGAAAGAGCCGGGACUUGGAGAAAUCGCCGGCUGGAGCUAGGAACCUUUAAGAGGCCGGGGGGCGGACGGGCGGGGGGCGGCCGCGGCGGGCUCUCCGCCAUGCCUGCCCGCUGCGUGGCCGCCCACUGCGGCAACACCACCAAGUCCGGCAAGUCCCUGUUCCGCUUCCCCAAGGACCGCGCAGUGCGGCUGCUGUGGGACCGCUUCGUGCGGGGCCACCGCGCCGACUGGUACGGGGGCAACGACCGCUCCGUCAUCUGCUCCGACCACUUCGCCCCCUGCUGCUUCGACGUCUCCUCCGUCAUCCAGAAGAACCUGCACUUCUCCCAGCGCCUGCGGCUGGUGGCGGGCGCCGUGCCCACCCUGCACCGGGCUCCGGCCCUGCCCUCCGAGGAGCGCCCAGAAGAGCCGGCCCCGGCCCCGGCCCCGGCCCCGGCCCCGGCGGCGGAGGAGCCCGGAGAGGAGCCACCGGCGGGGCAGCAGCUGGACAAGCCCCCCGCCGACCCCACCCCCUGCAGACCCCUCCUCCCCGCCAGGAAGAGGCCCGCGACUGCCCAGAUUACAUAUGAAUAUGAAGCUACCCAGACACAAGUAGAUGUUGAUCACCAAUCUAAUGAUGUCACUUCCGUGCCUCCUUACUGUGAAGAAGGCUUAGUGUCUGUAGAUGUUGAUGUUCAUGCACUUAAGAUGCAUAAAAGUACACAGAUUUCUCUGAAAAGGCCCCCUCAUCAUAGUGUGGGUAUUCAGGCCAAAGUAAAAAUACCAAGUAAACGACUCUGUGAUGCAACUACUCAAACAGAUGAAUUAUGGUCUGUUCCUAGAACUUCUUCCCUGUUUGGCAUUUAUUACAGUGAUUCUGAAACAAAUACUGACUGGGAUAUCAAGAAUGAACAGAGGGAUUUAUCUUACAUAGCUGUUCAGGUGAAAGAAGAGACAUGUUGAAUGUGGACAUCAUCAAAUCAUUCAAUGUAUUGUAGAUAAUUAUAUAUAAUUAUUUCUUUGAUCUUGUAAUUCUGUUAUUUCUUCAUGAAAAUUUGAUAUUUCAUCACCAACGAGCCUUGUUUUAAGUGAGACAAAAAUUUGCCUACAUUCAGAGGUAUCGGAAAUGGUUUUGACAGCCCCUUCACCCCAUGUCCUUCUUUUUAAAAACUAGCAAACUCAUACAAAAGCAAUUUAAGAUUUCCAGAGACAAAUCAAGCAUCUGCCACUUAAGAAUAUCAUUCUUCAAACUACUUUAAAACCGUAAAACAACAACAAAAUGACUUCAGGAAAAGCCAAAUAAUAGGAAAUGAUUAGGGUAAGAGUAGGAUAUUUAUGUUUAGAUGUUUAUCUACUGAGAUGACCUGUAUUUUAUUUAGUUCUGAUACCAUUAGAAUUAUGACUCCAUACCUGUGAGGGUUCCUAGUGAAAGUUUUGUAUCUCAUAGAAAAAUUUUUGUGGAUAAUGGCUUAAUUGUUGGUUGGAUUUGGUUUACAACUGCCUUGUGAGUCAGAUUAACACAUCAAUUUACAGUCUUAAAUAAUAAUUUGGAUUUCUAUUAAUUUCAUACAUAUAUAGGAAUUGUUAAAGUCUGAUAAAAUGUUAGACUGCAUUUCCAGGAAAAUUUGACAUCUGACCUUUCAUAACCUAAUUUUUCCCCUAUCAAAACCAUUUUUACUUUAUAUUUUAAUAAAUUAAAUGUUUGGAAAGUAAGUAUGUGCAAGUUAACUUGUAUCAACCAGGGAAAUUCCUAUGGCAAUAUCAUUCAAAUAGCCAUUCCGUUACUGUGAUUUCUGGAGACACUUACUUUAUGUACUAUAAUUUUUUUUUUUUGAAAACAAUAGAAAGAAGCUUCCACUUUGCAUCUGUCGUGCACUAUUGGUUCUGUGCAGAUGGAGUGCACAUAUUUUAUCUCUAAAGGUGUAAAUAAUAAAAGGAGUUUUUUGAAGUUCAUUUCAACUCUGACUUAAAUUGACCAGUAUAAUUUUUAAAAAUAAAAUAUAAAAUUAAUUUUGUUUAAGAUCUGGUAGUGAGGGGGCAGCUAGGUGGCAGAGUGGAUAAAGCACUAGCUCUGGAUUCAGGAAGACCCGAGUUCAAAGCCAGCCUCAGACACUUGACACUUACUAGCUGUGUGACCCUGGGCAAGUCACUUAACCCUCAUUGCCCCGAAAAAAUAAAUAAAUAAAUAAAAAUUUAAAAAAAUAUAUCUGGUAGUGAAAAUUGGAGGCUGGAACAAAUAAUGUAUAAAUAAGUAGCAUUCCUCUUUACUUUGUUUUAAGCUUAUGACCUGAAUGAUCAUUUGGUUUGAAAAAAUAAGUAUCCAUAGCCUCCUAAGCUUGGUGCUAAGGGAGUUUCUAAUAAUGUCUGAUCUCCAUCCAUCUGAAUAACAAACACAGACAUGUAUAUGGUGCUUUAAAGUUUCUGAAAUGCUUGCAUAGAAUCUCACAUUUGAGUCUCACAACAGUCCUAUAACAUAGGUGCUAUAUCUGUUUUAUGGAUGAAGAAACUGCUGCUCAGAAAAGUGGCCUGACUUCCUUGUGGCCACUAAGCUACUGUAAGAGAUGAUGUCGAAGGAAAGACAUUAAAGGCACAGAGCUCCAGACACAAUUACCCCCAAAACAGCAAUAAAACAACCCCUGGAGCAGCAAAACCCACAAAAAAAUGGGCUGAGAUUAUUCUCCAGCCAAAGACAGAUUAAAGGGGGCCAUGCUGGGCUGCAAGAAGAAUCCAACCCCACACUCAUGCCAAAACAGACCCCAGGCAGGCUGCACCAGAGAAACUUACCCCUGAGCCUCCAAAUCAGCUGCAGUGCCUGGAAUUGAGUUUUUGGUGGGUUGAGAGGGCUGAGCGGCUGGCCAGGGGAGAAAGUGCAGGGGUGUCUGAGGGACCUAAGGAGGAAUUGGGCUAUCCCACCCCAGCAGGGAACCAGGAAGAAAUCCCGAGCAAUGGGAGGCCCACGUGGGGGAGGGGUACAGGUUCAUCAGAGUUAAGAACCACAACAGCACACAAAGUUCUGCUGGCUGGUUAAUUAGCAAGUUGGCCUUGAGGUUAUUUUAGGACCAGAGAACAGGCCAGGUGAGAGAAAAACUUGUCCUCCCUCAAACCC
Messenger RNA from Dromiciops gliroides (monito del monte), 3123 nucleotides. It is a transcript of the gene THAP10, whose product is annotated as THAP domain containing 10. Gene Ontology annotation, molecular function: sequence-specific DNA binding. Bases 138 to 980 code for a protein of 280 amino acids. The transcript has 3 exons. Lineage: Eukaryota; Metazoa; Chordata; Mammalia; Microbiotheria; Microbiotheriidae. The record is from RefSeq and is a predicted model, not a curated record.